Plasmodium gallinaceum is the source of this 2265-nucleotide messenger RNA. Its product is annotated as SET domain protein, putative. Gene Ontology annotation, molecular function: protein binding. Lineage: Eukaryota; Apicomplexa; Aconoidasida; Haemosporida; Plasmodiidae. The transcript has 7 exons. Bases 1 to 2265 code for a protein of 754 amino acids. The record is from RefSeq and is a predicted model, not a curated record.
AUGGAAACAAUUUUGAGGAGACUUAGAAGAUCUAGUAACAAAAAAAAAAAAACAAUAGAAAUAGAUGCAAUUGACGAAAAAGAAUGGGCCCAAUCAAAAACAUUAGAUUUAGCAGAGGAUUUGUAUGAUUAUACUUUAGAUAAGAAAUAUAAAAAUAAUAAAAAAAAAAAAGAAGAUGAAAAAAGAGAAGACAAUUUAGAAAAUUUAUAUGGAUUUAAAGAUAAAUUAGAAAAUUUAAAUGGUAAAAAUAAAAAAAAUGAAAAAUAUUAUGUAAAUUCCUUUUCACGAAUGAAUGAAGAUAUAACUAAUGUUAGUACAGAUUUUACUAAUGAAUACUACAAAAAAAAAAAAAAAAAUGAACAUGAAAAUAGCUUAAAUAAUAAAGAAAAAAAAAAAAUACAAUAUAUGUAUAAUGAUUUUGAAAAGUAUACUUGUGACACAAAAGAGUAUUCAGAAAAUGAUGAAGUGGAUUUAUAUGAAGAAGAAAUUGAUGAAAUAAAAAGUAAAGAAGUAGAAGAGGAAUAUGAAGAUGAGAUACGAAAAGAACAAAUAGAUGAAGACGAAGAAGAAAUAGAUAAUGACGAAGAAGCUGAAGAAAUAGAUGAAGAUGAAGAAGAAGAAGAAGAAGAAAUAGUUGAUGAAGGAGAAGGAGAAGAAGAAGAAGAAAUAGUUGAUGAAGGAGAAGGAGAAGAAGAAAUAGUUUAUGAAGAAGAUGAAGAAAAAUAUCAAGAAAUAGAAGUAGAAAAAGAAUAUAAAUAUGAUUAUGAAGAAAAAAAUAAUGACAAUGAAAAAGAUUAUAGUAAAAUUAAUGAAGAAAAUGUAUUAGAAAAUAUAAAAGGAGAAAAUGAUAAAGAAAAGUAUAUAGAAGAAAAUACAAAAGAAAAUAUAGAAGAGAAUGAAGAAUAUUUAGAAGAAAAAUUAGAUAUUUACACAGUUGAGGAAAUAGAUAAUGAGGUAGAAGUUUCUCAUGUUAAAGGAAAAGGUAGAUGUAUGUUUACAAAAAAAAAUUUAGAUCCAGGUUCUAUAAUAUUUAUUGAAAAGCCCUUGUUAAUUAUUACUCCUGGUUUAAAUGAAAAAUUAUGGAAUCAUUUAAAUAAAUUAAAUAAUGAAGAGAAUUUUGAACUACCUCUUAAAUGGCAUUUUGCAGCUUUAUGUAGUAUUACUAUUCUUGAUGAUUCUAGUUUUAAAGCAUGUAUUGAUAAAUGGGUUCCAGAACCUGAUAAGGAGCCUGAUAAAGAUGUUUAUAAUGUUUUAGAUAAAGUAUGUGAUAAGAAAAUUUCAAAAAAUGGUAAAAAAGUAUACUAUUAUAAAAAAAAAUUAAUUGAUCCAAAUAUAUAUGACAGAAUUAUACAAGUUUGGCAUUAUAAUGCUUUUGGACAUCAUACGGAUAGUGAAGGAUUAGUUUUAUACAAUCGUAUAUCAAUGCUUGCACAUAGCUGUAAUUCAACAGCUUGUUGGCAUUAUGGUGAAAAUGACAGUUUUGUUUUACGAGCAAGAAUUAAAUUAAAUGCAGGAGAUGAAUUAACUAUAUCUUAUCUUGGAGAUGAUGAUUUAUAUAAAUCUUCUAAUAUUAGAAGAGAAAAACUUACUAAUUGGUUAUUUGUCUGUAUGUGUAGUAGAUGUACUAAUCCAAUUGAUAAUUCUAGAGGUUUUAAAUGUUCAACAUGUGGAAUAGGAACCUUUUAUAUAAAAAAUGAUUACCAUGAUGAAAAUCCAAUAGUCACAAAAUGUAAUAUAUGUUUUUCUGAAAUAUCUGAAAGCACAGCUUAUGAAUACAUUGAAUACGAAAACAGUUAUAUAGAAAGACUUCAAGAAACAGAUAAAAGUGAUUUGCCUGAUGCAUUGGCUGUUUACGUUCAGGCUGAUAAAAUAUUUACACAACAUUGGAUAAUGUUUCAAUUAUAUACUAUUCUUUUUGAAGGUUAUAGAGAUUCUUGUCAAUGGGAGAAAGCUAUAUAUUAUCAGAUGCAGCGAAUAAAAUAUGCCGUUGAUGUUAUACCUAGAGCUAAUUAUGUUUUAGCUUGGUUAUAUGAAGAAUUGGGAGAAAUUCAUGCUAAUUCUAUAAAUACUGAUAUUUUAUUGACAGAAAAUGAUUUUACUAUUACAUACGAAGAAAAAAAAAGAAUUUGUUCCCAUUUUUUGAAAUCUAUACAUAUACUGGAAAUUUUAUGCGGAUAUUCACAUGAUUAUUUGAAAGAUUCUUUGAACAAGUAUUAUAGAAUUGAUAGUUUAACCACAAUUGAUGCUCCACAAAUAGAGGAAUAA